Molecule: messenger RNA, 1972 nt
Organism: Phytophthora infestans T30-4
Lineage: Eukaryota; Oomycota; Peronosporomycetes; Peronosporales; Peronosporaceae
Product: choline transporter-like protein
Exons: 7
Coding region: 17-1972 (651 amino acids)
Biological process (GO): transmembrane transport
Cellular component (GO): membrane
Molecular function (GO): transmembrane transporter activity
Source: RefSeq, a predicted model, not a curated record
AGCACACUUAGCGACGAUGUCGUCGCCGUGGCUCAGCAACCGCGAGGAGUUCAACCACAGUCAAAGCAGCAGGAGCAACAGCAACAGCAGCAUGGCAAGCGGUGAGCUACUGGGCGAACGCCAGCCUCUGCUUGGACCGGGAAGCCCGGGUACGCGCACGGCUUCCGCUCUCUCCCCCAGCACAGGCCGUACAUCCGACCGGUUGCGACGCAGCAUCCACCAGGGCGAACACCACCGUCGCCAGUGCACCGAUAUUUUCUUCCUGGGCUGCCUCGCCACCUACUGGAUCGGAAUGGUGGCGCUAGCCAUCACUGCCUUCUCUCACAAGAGUAGCGUGAGCUUCGCCCAGGAGAUCAAGAGCGGAGUGGACUUCCAGGGCCAACCGUGUGGACAGCAUCAGUUCGUUUACUUCCCAGACUACAAGACCAAUCCGGACUUUGGCUUUUGUGUGGAGAGGUGUCCUCGCAAAGAUGGCGAGAUCAUGGCGGUGCAUUUACCUUUGGAGACGGGGAAAACUGUCAAUGGAACGCGCGCAAUGCACCAAGUUCAGUUCACAUCGUACGCUACGCAUCGAUGGGCGUACGUGUGUGCACCGACGGAAGUUAAUUCGGAACAAGUGAUGAUCCGCCAAUUGCAAGACACGUUAGGACGCUUUGUGGGUGCACUUGGAAAUUGUUGGCAGGUGCUAAUGAUCGCAACAGCAAUCUCGCUAUCGACUGCGGGUCUGUAUUUGGUGCUGUUACGGUAUUGCGGUUGCAUUAGCGUGUUGUUGUCGACGGCAGCGAUCGAAUCGACGCUCGUAUACUGCAGUUACCGGUUACUGCAUGCGGCGUCGGACCCGUUAUCGUACGAGAAUGACCCAGUGAUGUUGAGCUCCCUCCAGAUCAGCUCAGUCGUCAUGUGCUGUGCGGCCGUUCUGUUCUUCCUGUUUGCACUGGUCAACAUGUCUCGCUUGCUGCUUGCUGGCGCCUUUAUUUCCCAUGCAGCACGAGCGUUGUCCCAGUUGAAGCGACUAUUAGUGCUCCCCUUCAUCUCCUACGUGCUGCUCAUGCUGCUGUUUGGCUGGGGAAUCCUCGUGACUGUCUGCAUCUUCGGAGCCGGAGAGACUUCGAGUCGGAUCGCGACUAUCUCCGCCACUUCACCGUCGACGAUCCGGGUGGUUACCGAGUCGUUCGAAGUCAGUACGAAGCUGCGAUGGCUGUUUCUCUACCAUCUUUGGGGCAUGUACUGGUCGGUGAACUUUGUGUUGGCAAUUGGAGAGAUGGUCACGGCUACGGCAAUGUCGUUGUGGUAUUUCGCUCCGGAGAACCGAAUAACGGGGUUGAAGGAGUUUGACGAGCCCGAUCCAGUGUCUUACUCAGCCCACACUACCCUCAAGUAUCACCUCGGGACGUUAGCGUUGAGCUCGGGAUCCGUAGCGCCGGUGGAGCACAUCCGCUCGUUCUUCUUGUACCUCGAAAACAAGAACGAGUUUGAUGCCAACGCAGUCACGGAGUUUGCCACCAAGUGCUGCUGUUGCUGCAUUUGGUGCUUUAAGAAUUGUCUCAAGUAUAUCUGCAAGGAGGCACUUUAUGUCACUGCGAUCCAAGGCACGAACUUCUACACGUCUGGAAAGUUGGCGUACACGCUGAUUUCGUCCAACUUGAUUCGCGUGGGAGCGCUCAGUCGUAUCGGCCAUGCGUCGGUUCUCCUCGGCAAGCUGAUCGUGUGCACCACUACGGGGCUGAUAGGGUGGUUCCUCCUUGAAGAUACCCCCUCGCCUGUUCUCCCGCUGGUUGUCAUCAUGCUCUUCUCGUACAGCGUAGCACACGCUUUUAUGACGAUCUACGAGACGUCGAUCAACAUGUUGCUCAUGUGCUUCACACUGGACGAAAACUUGCAUGGCGGUCGUGGCAACUCGGCUCAUGCGUCGGCGCCACUUAUUCGGUCGGUGAACGAUCACUUGCGACCCAAGUGGCAAACGGCCUUUUAG